Exophiala mesophila is the source of this 1696-nucleotide messenger RNA. RefSeq lists its product as uncharacterized. The record is from RefSeq and is a predicted model, not a curated record. Lineage: Eukaryota; Fungi; Ascomycota; Eurotiomycetes; Chaetothyriales; Herpotrichiellaceae. Bases 264 to 1637 code for a protein of 457 amino acids. The transcript has a single exon.
GCAUAUCAUCCCCUCUCAACCCAAUCUCUCACAUCUCACGGACUCUUUUGUUUCCACUCAACAUGUGUCAAAGCCGGACAACGACUUGAUCAUCAUUCCGGCCUGACAUUUCCGCCUCUCAACCCUAGGCUCCACCAUUAUCGAUAGCAUUCUGGAGUCACGCGAGGGUUGUGUCUGAAGCAACAAGAACCCCUCAGUGCUCAACGUCUACCUUCCCUAUCUAAAACACUACUCAGGACUCUUUGGUCCGGACAAUCACGACGAUGGCGACGCCAGCUACCGAAUCGCGACAAGAGGAUGUCGUGAUUCCAUCAACCCCUCCACCUGUGCGAGUUCCCUCCGCGGACAGCACAACCAAAUCUGCCUACAACUCACCGCCCCCAAUGUCUUCAAGCAUGACACCCCCACCAUCUACACAGCCGCCUCGAAUUCACCCACCGUCAAAUAGAUCCAUGGUCGAGACCAGUGACCCGUUGUUGGCGUCUCCGCCCGAUACCGUCAACGCGAAUGUUCUCCGCGCCCUCCCCACUCCCGAUGCCAUUGCCAACGCAGAUAGCUCGGAUCUUCGAACGAUGGUACAGGAACUAAUAGCGGCAGUUCGAGAUGCACGAACUUCAGUUGCGCACCUCAAACUUCAACACAAUCUGCUGGCCAUGGAAUCAGAGGAAGCCGCUCAACGCGCAGAGGUCGAACACCAGAUGACGAGGAGAGAAGUGGAGGUAUUGCAGGCCGCAGAACAUCGCAAUCGCAUCUCUGUUGCUACGACAUCUCACAACUCCCAUCUGGCGUCCCAGCCACAAAUUGAAGCUUUGACGCAGACUUGUAAAGCCCUCGAAUCAGAAAGGGACGAGGCGGAGCGGAGACUUCAACGCGCAAAGAAAUUGAUCGAAAUCGAGAAAGACAGAAGCGAGCUGCUUAUGGAAGAAAAUACUCUGCUCAAGAAACGAAUUCGCGAUAACAGAGAGCACUUCAGCCGUCUGAAAAGCCUAUCGCCAUCUUACAAGAGCCCUCGCGACACCUUCACUACUCCACAAAGAAAGAUUGUGCCACGAUAUCCAGCCACCGCCCCAAACCACUCUAAUAUUGCGGCAUUGCUCGCUGCUGAUCAGGUUCUGAACGGCGAAAGCCUCAGUGUGCCAUCGACACCGACCAAAUCUCAUUCCGCUAAGAUCAAGCAUGGUCACACACGAGGAGCCCAUUCCCUUUCUUCACUACAUACCACACCCAGCCAACAUCGGCCCGUCCGCCACGGUGGAUAUGACACCAUGGUGCCAUUUUCUGCACCGGCUUCGCAGCUAGUCAUUGAAUCCGCGGAAAGGGAACAACACGACAGAGACAGCACCAUUUCGAUAUCUGAUGCUGAAGACGCUGGCGACGAUGACAUACAGCAGUCACAGGCUAGCUCACUUGCGAGUGACAUGUUGCGGAGGAAUCCUGGGCCACAAGAGAGCCUCAGGCUUUCGCAAAGUGCGGAGCGGUCAAGCAACUUGCUACAAUCAAAACUUUUUGGGCCAGUCAAAAAGUCAAAUCAAAGUAGGAAACGAGAGGCAAGCUUUGAGGAAUCUGAUAUUGCGUCGAAAAAGGCGCGGCUAUCACACGGUGUUGGAUUAGGGAUUGAUUCAUGGGCUCAAGGAUAGGAUACGACCAGAUGCAUGUUUUGCUUGUAUGAAUUGUAACAUGAUACCCAAUCUCCACG